Molecule: messenger RNA, 1431 nt
Organism: Tarenaya hassleriana
Lineage: Eukaryota; Viridiplantae; Streptophyta; Magnoliopsida; Brassicales; Cleomaceae
Product: arogenate dehydrogenase 2, chloroplastic-like
Exons: 1
Coding region: 212-1264 (350 amino acids)
Biological process (GO): L-tyrosine biosynthetic process
Molecular function (GO): arogenate dehydrogenase (NADP+) activity; prephenate dehydrogenase (NAD+) activity; prephenate dehydrogenase (NADP+) activity
Source: RefSeq, a predicted model, not a curated record
UCUCAGAUUUCAUUCCUUGCCGGAAGAGCUCGGAAAUGUAAUAAAUAGUUCAAGGGUUUAGGGUUGUAAGGGUUUGGGGGGUUUCCUUAAACAAAUUAUUAUUUAGGGUCUUUUAUGUAAAUACUAUAAACUAGAGGGGUUGGCCAAUUAUGUAUCCGUAUAUAAUUGGCUAACCCUCUCUUUUAUCGCAGUGGUUCCCUUUUCACUCCGAAUGAUGAUUCUCCAUUUUUCUCCGGCGAAGCCUCCGCCAAAUCUCCGCCGCAUUACGCCGUCUUCCGCCGUUUAUCCUCCGAGAUUAUUCCGCAUCUGCGCUAUCGACGCUGCGCAGCCAUUCGACUAUGAGACCCAGCUCAAAUCGGAGUACCUGAAAUCCUCCGCCCUGAAGAUCGCUGUCGUCGGUUUCGGCAACUUCGGCCAAUUCCUCUCCAAAACCCUAAUUCGACAGGGCCACGACCUCCUCGCUCACUCCCGGUCUGAUCAAUCCGCUGCCGCCUCCGCCGUCGGCGCUCGCUUCUUCCCCAACCCUCACGAUCUCUGCGAGCAGCAUCCCGAUGUCGUCCUCCUCUCCACCUCCAUCCUCUCCACCGAAUCCGUCCUCCGAUCGUUCCCGUUUCAGCGACUCCGGAGAAACACGCUCUUCGUCGAUGUGCUCUCCGUCAAGGAAUUCCCUCGCAACAUCUUCCUCAAGUAUCUGCCUGCAGAAUUCGACAUUCUCUGCACUCACCCGAUGUUCGGUCCUGAGAGCGGGAAGAACUCAUGGUCGGGCUUGCCGUUCGUCUUCGACAAGGUGAGGAUCGGAAACGAAGCUUCUAGAAUCGAGAGGUGCGAGAAAUUUUUGAGGGUUUUCGAGAAGGAAGGUUGUAGAAUGGUGGAGAUGAGUUGUGAAGAGCACGACAAGCACGCAGCAGGGUCGCAGUUCGUGACACACACAAUGGGAAGGGUUCUGGAGAAAUUCGGAGUCGAAUCUUCUCCGAUUAACACAAAGGGUUACGAGACAUUGCUCGAUCUGGUGGAGAACACGGCGAGCGACAGCUUCGAGUUGUAUUACGGUCUGUUCAUGUAUAACCAGAAUGCGCUCGAACAGCUGGAGAGGCUCGACAUGGCGUUCGAAUCGAUCAAGAAGGAGCUUUUCGGGAGGUUGCAUCAUGUUUACAGGAAGCAAUUGUUCGGUGGUGACACUGAUUUGGGAGAAGGGUCGAAGAACACAGAGCUGAAGUUGCUCGGAAAUGGUGUCCCCGUGGAAGAGAAAUCGUCGCCUUCUUGAGAUAAAGUUGCGGGUUUGGUGUGGGAAAUGAAAGGUGGGAGAUUUAGAAUCAAACCCGUUCUUUGAAACCCAGGUUUGCAACUUUGCAUGAUCUGAGAAUGCUCCUUUGUUCAAUUGGGUAAUGAAAAAUCCAAGCUUUUGAGUAAUUUUACUUGAUUAGUUCUUGA